Messenger RNA from Sesamum indicum (sesame), 1934 nucleotides. RefSeq names its product pyruvate decarboxylase 1. Gene Ontology annotation, cellular component: cytosol. Gene Ontology annotation, molecular function: pyruvate decarboxylase activity; thiamine pyrophosphate binding; magnesium ion binding. Lineage: Eukaryota; Viridiplantae; Streptophyta; Magnoliopsida; Lamiales; Pedaliaceae. The record is from RefSeq and is a predicted model, not a curated record.
AUGGAAGCAAGUAAUAGGAUCGGCGCCGCCGCUAGUCUGGUUCCAGUGCCCGCCAUCUCAUCAAGUGGGACGUUGGGCCGCCACUUGGCUCGCCGGCUGGUUCAGAUAGGUGUGAGGGACGUGUUCUCCGUUCCUGGUGAUUUCAACUUAACUUUACUCGACCACCUCAUAGAAGAGCCGGGACUGAAUUUGGUGGGCUGCUGCAACGAGUUGAACGCGGGGUACGCGGCCGACGGCUACGCUCGAGCCAAGGGAGUGGGCGCCUGUGUGGUGACAUUCACUGUUGGCGGGCUCAGCGUACUGAACGCCAUCGCCGGGGCCUACAGUGAGAACUUGCCGGUAAUCUGUAUUGUUGGUGGGCCCAACUCUAACGAUUACGGGACUAAUCGAAUUUUGCAUCAUACUAUUGGCCUGCCGGAUUUCACUCAGGAGCUACGGUGUUUCCAGACGAUCACUUGUACUCAGGCAGUUGUUAAUAACUUGGACGAUGCCCAUGAAUUGAUCGAUACAGCGAUUUCGACUGCUUUGAAAGAAAGUAAGCCAGUGUAUAUAAGCAUAAGCUGCAAUUUGCCUGGAAUUCCUCACCCAACUUUUGCAAGAGAACCUGUCCCAUUUUUCCUUGCACCAAAGGUGAGCAAUGAACUUGGUCUGGAAGCAGCAGUUGAAGCAGCUGCUGAGUUUCUGAACAAAGCUGUUAAACCAGUCAUCAUAGGAGGUCCCAAGCUAAGGGUAUCCAGAGCCCAACAGGCUUUUGUUGAUCUUGCAGAUGCUUGUGGCUAUCCAAUAGCUGUAAUGCCAUCGGGCAAGGGCCUCGUCCCGGAGCACCAUCCACACUUUAUUGGGACAUAUUGGGGUGCAGUGAGCACCAGCUUCUGCGGGGAGAUAGUAGAAUCCGCUGAUGCGUAUAUGUUUGUUGGCCCUAUUUUUAAUGACUACAGCUCUGUUGGAUACUCUUUGUUGAUAAAAAAGGAGAAAUCAAUUGUUGUGCAGCCAAACCGUGUGACAAUAGGCAACGGCCCUUCCUUUGGUUGGGUUUUCAUGACAGACUUUCUGACUGCAUUGACCAAAAAGCUGAAGAGGAACAGUACGGCUAUGGAAAAUUAUCGCAGGAUAUAUGUUCCUCCUGGCAUUGCUUUGAAGCGUGAGAAGGAGGAGCCACUCCGGGUCAACAUUCUUUUCAAGCACAUUCAGGAAAUGUUGAGUGGCAACACUGCGGUGAUUGCAGAGACUGGAGAUUCAUGGUUCAAUUGUCAGAAGCUUAGCCUUCCUGAAAAUUGCGGGUAUGAAUUCCAGAUGCAGUAUGGAUCUAUUGGGUGGUCUGUUGGUGCAACUCUUGGCUACGCUCAGGCUGCAAAGGAUAAACGUGUCAUUGCUUGCAUUGGUGAUGGAAGUUUCCAGGUUACGGCUCAAGAUAUUUCUACCAUGAUAAGAUGUGGACAGAGGACCAUUAUUUUCCUCAUCAACAAUGGAGGAUACACAAUUGAAGUAGAGAUUCAUGACGGACCGUACAAUGUGAUCAAGAAUUGGGACUACACUGGCCUUGUGAACGCUAUCCACAAUGGAGAAGGCAAAUGCUGGACUGCCAAGGUGAAAACAGAAGAGGAAUUGGUGGAAGCAAUAGCAACGGCCACCGGCGCACAGAGCGAAUCAUUGUGUUUCAUCGAAGUGUUGGUUCACAAGGACGAUACUAGCAAAGAACUGCUGGAAUGGGGAUCCCGCGUAUCUGCUGCCAAUAGUCGACCUCCCAAUCCUCAAUAGUGAGUUCGUGGUUCUGUUAGGACAGAAUGAUUAACGGGAAUUCACUUUAUUCUAAGAAUAAUUAAGGAACAUUUGAUACUACUUUUAGUAUCUUUUUGUAAAUGUGAUGGCCUGUCAUAACAGAAGGCAGAAGGCUGCUUCCAGCUCAAAAUAAAGAUUAUCUUAUUUAUAAGCUA